UAGUAACCGAAAUUCAUUGUCGAUCGAACAGACCUACGUAGAGCUAUAUAAUUUCCGUCAAUUGGCAACGUUACACAAAUUCCAUUGAUCUAAAGGCCAAUAAUAAAUAAAUAAGUUUGAGCAUCAUGAAUCUGGUGUGGGGUCACAAGGGACCGUACUUUCAUGCGCCAUGCCAGCGGGAUCGCUUCCCCAGUCUGCUGGACGAGAUGGGCGAGGAUGGGGACAAGCUGGUUGCCCACUUAGGCAUCUCGAACAUGUCGGACAUGGGCGCCCGCCUGAAGAGGGGUCGCAAGCCGACAGCCGUUGCCGAGCAACGUGCAGCCGAUUGCGUUAAGGAGCAGUGUGUGCCGCUGCACAAGAUGUUCUGCACUUCGGCGCAGGGCCUGCGCCGUGGCGUCGAUAAGUACGCCCAGAUACCCAAGUACGAUCCCUAUGUGGAUGAGGAGGAUCAGCGUGAGCUGGCUCAGCGCUAUCGCAAGCUACUGAAUCGCCCAAGCCCCACACCUGCCCAGCGCCAGGUGGGCGAGCCGCCCUACACCGGCCUUUGCCAGCACUGCCGCCGCCGGGGCAGCAACGAUGUGGCCAACGACUUUCAGGGCCGACUCUACCUGCAGCAGGCCUAUCUGCUGGGCCAAAUCAAUCUCAUGGUCUUGGACGGCCAUCAACCGCCGCAGUUGCAGCAGCAGCAACAGCAACAGCAACAGCACCAGAAUAACGAGGGUCUCCACAAUAUGCAUCACAAUCGGUACCAUGGCUAACGUCCUAUAUUAUUUUAUUUAUGCAUUAAAGUUCAACAUCUGCUUUCAAU
Messenger RNA from Drosophila arizonae, 808 nucleotides. RefSeq lists its product as uncharacterized. The record is from RefSeq and is a predicted model, not a curated record. Lineage: Eukaryota; Metazoa; Arthropoda; Insecta; Diptera; Drosophilidae.